Messenger RNA from Myzus persicae (green peach aphid), 1754 nucleotides. RefSeq lists its product as uncharacterized. Gene Ontology annotation, biological process: transmembrane transport. Lineage: Eukaryota; Metazoa; Arthropoda; Insecta; Hemiptera; Aphididae. Gene Ontology annotation, molecular function: transmembrane transporter activity. The transcript is spliced from 7 exons. The coding region runs from base 253 to 1638 and encodes 461 amino acids. The record is from RefSeq and is a predicted model, not a curated record. Gene Ontology annotation, cellular component: membrane.
AGUAAAAUUCUAGUACCUACGCGCCACGUAACUAAAGACUUUUGCAUACUUAGACAUUUCUAUACACGCUAUUACGCGCAGUUUUUACGGGCAUGCGCGCAGAUGAGUUGAUGUGUCAAAAUAUAAAUUAUUAUGUAUGUCACUGCAGCAUAAUAUAUCAUACAAAUUUACUGAGAGUGGUAUUAUAAUAGUAUAUGGUGACAUUGAUUAUUUAGGACUUGUGGUAAUUUCAACUGUUUCAGUAAUUUUAAAAUGUUCAUCCGCAAACCGUCAGGGAACCUAAAACGGAAGGGCUUCAGUCAGGACCCAUACCUGAUAAUAGCGACUGUGUUUUACACGGCAUCGCUGACGGUGUCUACUAGCUUUCAAGACAACUUGCUAACUAGAAAAUCCUGCGAGCCGUUAAUUCCGUUCGGUGAAUGCCUAGUUGGUGUUUAUGAAAGUCAACACCUGGUGUAUUCGAGUACUAGUGUCUUACAGUAUUUAAUUUCUUUCACAGUUGCUUUAAUUGCAGGUGCAUGGAGUGACAGUCAGGGAAGAAGACGUAAACCUUUGAUUAUCUUACCGAUUAUAGCACAGGUCUUAACAGACGGCUUAAACUUUGGCAUAAGCCAUUGGAAUUGGUUUAAUUAUCAUUAUAUUAUCUUGCAAUGGAUAAGUCCUGCACUCUACGUUGGUCGAAAUAUUUUCUGGGUUGGCCUGAUGUCAUAUGUAUCAGAAAAUUCAACUGUCAAAUCAAGGACUUUACAACAUGGAAUAAUAAUUGCAACUUAUCCUAUAAGUUCUUUAAUGGGUGCGGGAUUGGUUGCAUUAUUAAAAAUAGUCGUACGAUAUCGUGCUUAUGAUUUUCUGUUUUUUGUACCAAUAUUGUUAAAUUUGAUUGCUUUAUUGGUUGUGGAUUUGCGCGUCAAGGACACAUCUGACUCUUGUAAUAGAGAAAUUGUGUGGCAGAGACCAAAAUAUGUUCUCAAGGAGUUUACCGAUAUAUUUAAGGAUAAAUUAAAGAGCUCAGCUGUUGUAUUAGCUAUAUUGAUAAUAUGUCAAUCAAUAUUAGUAACUAGAAUAGGAUGUGACUAUGAUUUAGUAAUGAAUUAUGUAACUUCAUCACGUAUGUACCAUAAUGAUGAAGAAGUUUAUUUUGCUGUUUUAAAAAUGAUGGCCUUAUUUUUCGGAACUGUGUUUUCGGUUUCGGUUUUAAGUCAUUGUAUGAAAAUAAACGAUUUACUAAUUAGUAUUUCAGUUUGCUGCUUUUAUAUCGCAGCCGCUGUAUGCUACAUUUUUGCCGAUCUAUUUUUUCAAAUAUUUUUGAUUACAAUCAUUUAUUUAUGCCAUGGAACAGCAAUCACUAUUGUUAGUUCGUUAACAUCUAAAUUGGUGCCAAUCGAACAACUCGGUCGUUUAAAUGCCAUACAAAUGUGUAUGAACUCUUUACUGACUCUUGUUGUAGUUACGGCUUAUCAAUUUGUAUUUAAUCCCAUGUAUAGUUCUAGAUGUGACAAUUUGUGUCUGUUCUGUAUAUUAUACGCUGUUUUGACUUUACCCAUAUUAUAUGUGUUUUCGAUUUUGUAUUCCAAGUACAAACAUGUCUGGCAAAACGAUACCACUGAAGACAAACAAUAUAUAUACGUCAUAAGUUAAUAAUGUUUUAAUGUUAUUUUAUAUUUUAUUUGUGGAAAUUGAAUACACAUAAUUGUUGUUAAUCAACUUUUUAAAACAGAAGGAAAAUUAUAUUAUUUGUUUAUUUUUGCUUUAAA